CUCCUACCGCCUUCAUCAUCUUCAUUCUUCUUCAGAUCGAAGAGCUCUUCCUUCUCGAUCCAGAUUGAUACAUGGAUGGCAGUGUUGCAGAUAAGGUUCCCAUAAGCUGAUUGUUCUAGGUCCAUCUCGCAAAACCUCAUUUGAUUCUCUCAAAUGUCUCUCUCCCUCUUUUCGUGUUCCCAGUUCUUUUCUGCAAUUCCUUUCGUAAGCAAUUCUCAGGAAGCUAAUGACAAGCCCAAUUCCUUGUCAUUUUGGAGGAGAAAAGUGAACAGAAGGUUUGAGGUGAGUGCUGGGGCUAAGCGAAUAGUUUAUGGUAGAGAAUGCAGAGAGGGAUUGCUGAUUGGAAUCAACAAACUUGCUGAUGCUGUUUCUAUCACGUUAGGGCCUAAAGGCCGGAAUGUAGUCCUCUCUGAAGAGGAUGCUGUUAAAGUAAUAAACGACGGUGUUACUAUAUCUCGAGCCAUUGAGCUUUCAGAUACAGUAGAAAAUGCUGGGGUGAUGCUCAUUCAGGAGGUUGCAGCUAAGACAAAUAGUUUAGCUGGUGACGGUACAACCACUGCCAUUGUUUUGGCCCGUGAAAUGAUAAAGGCUGGGUUGCUCGCUGCUUCUUAUGGUGCUAAUCCUGUUUCUUUGAAAAGAGGAAUGGAGAAGACCGUGAAGGAAUUGAUUAAUGUUCUGAAGAAUAAUAGCUUUCCUGUAAAAGGAAAUAAUGAUAUAAAGGCCAUUGCAACAAUAUCAUCCGGAAAUAAUGAAUAUAUUGGGGGCAUAGUAGCUGAUGCAAUUGAGAAGAUUGGCUCUGAUGGAAUUAUAGUUAUUGAGUCUUCCACAUCGACUGAAACCACCAUCAUUGUUGAAGAGGGAAUGAAGAUUGAAAAGGGUGGGUUUAUGUCACCUCAUUUUAUUACUAAUAAGGUGAAAUCUACUGUAGAAUUUGAAAAUGCAAGAGUUUUGGUGACUGACCAAAAGAUAUCAACAAUAAACGAAAUUGUUCCCUUGCUAGAGAAAGUCAUUCAAUUGAGUGUUCCGCUUCUAAUUAUUGCCGAUGACCUUUCAUGGAAAGUAUUGGAAACACUUGUCACUAAUAAGAUGCAAGGAAUGCUCACUGUUGCUGCAGUAAAAUGCCCAGGCUUCGGAGUUGGAAAGAAAGCUCUUUUGCAAGAUAUUUCUUUCAUGACAGGUGCUGAUUUUCUAUCGGGUGACUUGGGGCUCACUCUUGAGGGAGCAACUUCUGAUCAGCUUGGUAUUGCUCGAAAGAUAACCAUAACGAAAAAUUCGACUACUAUCGUUGCUGAUCCAUCAACUAAACCUGAAAUACAGGCUAGAAUAUUGCAAAUGAAGAAAGAUCUUGCGGAAGCGGAUAGUAAAUAUAUGUCAGAAAAGCUCUCGGAAAGAAUAGCAAAACUAUGCGGUGGCGUGGCUGUAAUUAAGGUUGGAGCUCACACCGAGUUGGAAUUGGAAGAUCGAAAGUUAAGAAUUGAGGAUGCAAAACAUGCCACAUUUGCUGCCAUGAAGGAAGGUAUUGUGCCUGGUGGCGGAGCCACAUACAUACACCUCUCAAAACAAAUACCCAUUGUUAAAAGCUUUCUCGAAGAUCCAGACGAACAUAUUGGUGCUGGCAUAGUAAAACAGGCACUUCUUGCUCCAGCAAAACUCAUUGCAACCAAUGCAGGAUUUGAUGGCGAGGUAGCUGUACAGAAAAUCCAAGCUAGUGACAGUAGAAUGGGGUUCAAUGCCAUGAAUGGGAAGUAUGAAGACCUUUUAGCUGCUGGUGUGAUUGACCCCUGCCGAGUAUUGAGGUGUGCCCUUGAGAGUGCCGUGUCUGUCGCUGGCAGAGUUCUAACAGCGCAAGCCAUAAUGGUGGACAAAACAAAGAAACCUAAGCCAAGUGUCCCUGAGCUUCCCGGCAUAACUUGUUAGUGUGGGAUGGUGUCAUUGUAAACGGCUAUUAACAACACCUCACUUUAGACUACAUACGGAGUAGAGUGAAAUGGAGGUUGUUGGAUUUGUUUUUUGGUAGAGAAUAUUAAGGUCCAUGUGAAAACAAUUUUGAGUUUAGUGCUAGACAAUGAUGGUUCUUUGGAAAUGAUUUUGGCUCUUUUCCUAUACAAUACUUGUGUGAAUUCGAGCACAACGAUUCAAACGCCAAUGAGCUUUAGCAAAGCAAUAGUAAUUUGACGGG
Molecule: messenger RNA, 2179 nt
Organism: Cuscuta campestris
Lineage: Eukaryota; Viridiplantae; Streptophyta; Magnoliopsida; Solanales; Convolvulaceae
Source: the annotation of a GenBank genome assembly